AUGGAAAUUCUCAAGAGCUCUAGAUUUGGGUUUGUUCUUCAACUUGUGCUGUUAUUGCAGAUCCAUAAUGUAAUCUGUUAUCAAUACAAAGUUGGAGAUUUGGAUGCUUGGGGUCUUCCCUCUUCAGAAAAUUCAAAGAUCUACAUGUAUUGGUCUAAAUAUCACUCUAUCAAGAUUGGUGAUUCUCUCAUGUUCUUGUACCCACCAAGCCAAGAUUCAGUGAUUCAAGUUACAAAAGAAUCUUACAACAGUUGUAACCUCAAGGAUCCAAUCUUGUUCAUGAAAGAUGGCAACUCUCUUUUCAAUAUUACUGAUUAUGGGGAUUUGUUCUUCACAAGUGGAGUUGCUGGUCAUUGUGAGAAGAAUCAAAAACUCCAUAUUUCUGUUCUUUCUGGAAAUGGUUCUUCUGCAAGUGCUCCUUCUUCCGAUGGUGCACUUCCUGAGAUUUCUCCCUCUUACCCCACAGUUUUUGGUGGAAUCCCAGCAGCUCCAAAUGCCAAUUCUAGUUCUUCAUCUUCCUCUUUGCCUACAAAAAGCCUUCAUCUUCCUUCUGCUUUCAUUGCUGCAGCUUUUUCUGGACUUGUGGCUUUGAUUGCUUGAGUUCAAUAUUGAGGUCUAGGGAAUUCUUUUUCACAAUCAUUAUCAUUAUACUGUUGUUUUCAGAUGAAAUUUGAAUACCAAUGAUGUUUAAAAUAUAAAUUACACUUUUGCUUUGGAGUGUGUAA
Molecule: messenger RNA, 725 nt
Organism: Cucumis melo (muskmelon)
Lineage: Eukaryota; Viridiplantae; Streptophyta; Magnoliopsida; Cucurbitales; Cucurbitaceae
Product: stellacyanin
Exons: 2
Coding region: 1-600 (199 amino acids)
Cellular component (GO): plasma membrane
Molecular function (GO): electron transfer activity
Source: RefSeq, a predicted model, not a curated record